AGAGGGAGAGAGAGAGAGAGAGAGAGAGAGCGCAUAAAGCAAGCCCGCCCUCUUCUCUCUCUCGGAUUCGGAUACGUUCUCUUCUCCUUCUGAUUGAUUGAUUGAUUGAUUGAUAUUGGCGUUGCAUGGCGUCACCAGUAAUGGAAAGCUUUCGCAAGGCUUAUGGAGCUCUCAAGGACUCCACCACGGUGGGCCUUGCAAAGGUCAAUAAUGGCCAGUUCAAGGAUUUGGAUAUUGCGAUCGUCAAGGCCACCAAUCAUGUAGAUUCUCCCCCAAAGGAACGUCACGUUAGAAAGAUAUUUUCAGCGGUUAUGAUUUCGUGCCCGCGAGCUGACGUUGGUUACUGCAUCUACGCACUUUCGAGGAGAUUGGCAAAGACACGCAGCUGGAUCGUAGCUGUGAAAGCUUUGAUCGUUUUUCAUAGGAUGCUAAGAGAAGGCGAUCCGAGCUUCAAAGAACAGUUGAUACACCUGGUCUCCAGGAAGGGGAAUGUAUUCCGAAUAUCUAAUUUCAAAGACGAUUCGAAUAGUCUAGCUUGGGAUUGCUCUGCCUGGGUCCGUGCAUACGCGCUCUUUCUAGAGGAAAGACUCGAGUGCUUAAGAGCACUGCACUUCGAUAUUGAGGCUGACAGAGUGUCGAAACCAGGGGCGCCCAAAGUGAAGUGUAAAAUCGACAUGUCGAACGCUCAACAGAUACUAGAACACCUACCUUCACUGCAGCAGCUUCUGUACCGCCUACUCUGUUGCCAACCUGAAGGACUUGCCUGCCGCAACUUUCUCAUCCAAUACGCCUUUGCUCUGGUUGUCAAGGAGAGCUUCAAAGUGUACUGUUCCAUCAAUGAUGGGAUCGUUAAUCUUGUGGAUAUGUAUUUUGAGAUGCCUAAGCAUGAAGCCAUUAAAGCUCUGGACAUCUACAAAAGAGCUGGGAGACAGGCAGACCAACUAGCCGAUUUCUACAGCUUCUGCAAAACUCUGGAUCUUGCUCACACAUUUCACUUCCCCACAUUAAGACAGCCUCCUCCCUCAUUCCUUGCAACCAUGGAGGAAUAUAUCAAGGAAGCACCCCGAGAGAAGAUGCAACAGAACACAAAUGAAGAGCCCGAAACAGCGGAGGAACCUGAAGAGGAAGUGAAAGAAGUAGAGACCGAGACUCCAGGAGCAGGUGUGGAUUCACAGGAGGAGAUUGUACAUGUGUCCUCCACCGAUGCUAAAGUGGUGGAUCCUCCUCCAUCAGCAGUAGUCCAUGAAGAGGAUGACCUGCUCGGACUGCUGCGAGAACUGAGCCCGGAAGCCAAGAAGAUCGAAGAAAGCAACGCCCUGGCGCUCGCUAUCAUCCAACCCGGCAACGAUUUGCUGUCCUCCUCCUCCUCCGACAACAAGGCUCCUCUGGCCGAGAGCACGGGAUGGGAGCUGGCGCUGGUGACGCAGCCCAGCAACAUGACCAGACCUCCUCAAGUAGCCGAAACCAAGAUGGGUGGCGGCUUCGACAAGCUGUUGCUGGACAGCCUGUACGACGACGAGGCUUCGCGCAGGCAGCUGCAGAUGCAGAGGGCCGGUGGAUACAGCAGCGGCGGCUACCCCCAGGGAAAUCCAUUCGACGUAUUCGCCGGGAACACUGCAGACAUGGCAAUGGUGCCUCAUCAUCAUCAUCCACAGCAGCAGAUGUAUAUGCAGCAGCAGCAGAUGCAUAAUGAUAAUAAUAAUAAUAAUAAUAUGAUGAUGGUGAUGACAGCAGCACCCUACAACAACAUCAACAAUAAUCCUUAUGGUAACAUUCAUCAGCAACGCUAUUAUUAUCCUCACCAGCAGCAGCAGCAGCAGCAGCCAAUGUGGUCUACGAAUCCAUUUGGGGACCCUUUUGGAUAUUUUCCGACAAAUGCAAAUGGAAACCACACCUUGCUUUGA
Molecule: messenger RNA, 1904 nt
Organism: Andrographis paniculata
Lineage: Eukaryota; Viridiplantae; Streptophyta; Magnoliopsida; Lamiales; Acanthaceae
Product: putative clathrin assembly protein At5g57200
Exons: 15
Coding region: 126-1904 (592 amino acids)
Biological process (GO): vesicle budding from membrane; clathrin coat assembly; clathrin-dependent endocytosis
Cellular component (GO): clathrin-coated vesicle; clathrin-coated pit
Molecular function (GO): phosphatidylinositol-4,5-bisphosphate binding; SNARE binding; clathrin heavy chain binding
Source: RefSeq, a predicted model, not a curated record